This is a messenger RNA of Pteropus alecto (black flying fox), 1073 nucleotides long. RefSeq names its product OVCA2, serine hydrolase domain containing (gene OVCA2). The transcript is spliced from 2 exons. The coding region runs from base 37 to 720 and encodes 227 amino acids. Gene Ontology annotation, cellular component: nucleus; cytoplasm. NCBI's taxonomy places the organism in Eukaryota, Metazoa, Chordata, Mammalia, Chiroptera, Pteropodidae. The record is from RefSeq and is a predicted model, not a curated record. Gene Ontology annotation, biological process: response to retinoic acid.
GCCAUUUCCGGUGCCUAAGUCGCGCUGCCCUGCGGAAUGGCGGCGAAGCGGCCUCUUCGGGUGUUGUGCUUGGCGGGCUUCCGGCAGAGCGAGCGGGGCUUCCGCGAGAAGACAGGAGCGCUGAGGAAGGCUCUGCGGGGCCGCGCCGAGCUUGUGUGCGUCAGCGGCCCGCACCCGGUCGUGGACAAAGCGGGCACGGAGGGUGUCGGGCCGGAGUCUGGGCUCUUCACUCCAGAGGAGCAGCUUCGAGGCUGGUGGUUUUCAGAACAGGAGGCAGACGUUUUCUCCGCACUGAAAGAGUCCACAGUGUGCAGGGGUCUGGAGGAAGCCCUGGGAACGGUGGCACGGGCACUGAACGAGUCGGGACCUUUCAGUGGACUGCUUGGUUUCAGCCAGGGAGCUGCGCUAGCAGCCCUUGUGUGUGCCCUUGGUCAAGCUGGUGACCCCCGUUUUCCCUUGCCAAGAUUUAUCAUCCUGAUAUCUGGUUUCUGUCCUCGGGGCCUUGGUCUUUGGGAAUCCAUCUUGCAGGGCCCCUUUUCACUACCUUCACUCCAUGUUUUCGGGGACACUGACCGUGUCAUCCCCUCUCAGGAAAGUGUGCAACUGGCUAGCCGAUUCACUGGAGCCAUCACUCUCACCCACUCCGGUGGCCACUUCAUUCCAGCAGCUGCACCGCAGCGUCAGGCCUACCUCAAAUUCUUGGACCAGUUUGUAGAGUAAAAGAUCAACAAUGCCCCCGCUCCUACAUCCCCUUCUCACUCCAGUGAGGACACAUGACUGGGUUAGCCUCUAUGAUCCUCGCCCUCCCCUUUUCCCUACCCUUGGACAUCUUCUGCUAUUAGGGCUCCUCAGCAUCACUAAUUAGACAAAUAACAAUUCUUAAAACCCAAAUUAUAUAAGCCCAGCUCUGCACUCAAGAAAAUGGGAAACAGGAGGCCUUAAUGGAUUUUGAUCUUGGCAUCUACACUCAAACAUGAAAAAGGCCAGUGCAGCCCUGGGUGCGUGGAGGGUGACAUGGGAAAAGCAGGUGCUGGUACCACUGUGACUGCCACACAAUAAAUUAGUGCUUUGGA